AAUCAGUCAACGGCUGGUUAUAUGCCAGACUACAUCGUGGUUUUUUUUGUAUAUUGUAUCGGAUACGGAUAGUCCGCACAUUCAAUACCGUUUGUAUAUCAUUUAGUCACUUGACGUCUACGACACAAUACGUACAUUGACCGUGUGAUUUUUUUCUCAUUAAAUGUCGUACUAUUCCUAAUUGAAUAUCGGAAAUUAUAUGAAAUUGAAUUUAAAGAUUCAAAUUUUGAUGAUUUUGCAAAGAAUACAUGGACUCUGAGGGAAGAUAAUUUCGUUUUCCUUUCGUGGUGGAUUUGAGUUCUUUUGUUUGUUUAUUUUUGACUUUUUGAACAAUAUUUUCAAAAAGAAACAGAAAAUACUCUCAAUUUUGAAGUAAUAGAACAAGUGCAAAUAGUGAUACACUGUGACACUCAUUCUAUAUCGAGAUUGGCGAGACUUGACAAGUUGAAUUAAAAAUUAAAAUUUUUGAAGAAAAUUUGUGUGGCUAAACAGUGAAUACGAAGAAAAUUGUUAUGAUCGAAGUAUGGUGAUUUUGAAUUUGAAAGAGAAAAACGAAAAUGUUGUGUACUCUAUUACAUACCAAAUACCAUUCGAGUUUAUGAUGAUGACAAGUGUUUUGACAUUGAAAGGGAAAAACAAUAAAAACAAAGUAGAAAACAAAGCAAUGAUCAAAUAGUGACGUUUCGGCAUUCAAAAGAUUUCAGAAAGUUUAUUUUUGAAGAAAUUAAAAAAAAAAACUAAAAAUAAACUUCAUAGACCAAGUCUAAGUGAACCGAAAAAGAAAAUCUGUGUUUGUGACCGAAUCAAACUUGCACUCAAACAAAUCUAAACGAAGAAAACAAUCGGUGACAACAAGAAUAUAUUUCUAUUUUUCGAAUAAAUACCAAAUGCAUAACCGUGUGAUAUUUCCAACAAGUGUUUUGUGUUAAAAUUUAAAUCACGGCCUAUUUAGCGAACGUACCCUCUUCGGAGGGGUUCAGUGGACUACAAAGUCUGCAAGGUCUCGUUGGAUUGGAGGGUGUUGCCUCCAGACAACAGGCCCGAAUGCAGCCAACGUUACCACAAAGCGCUGGAGCAGCCGAUAUGGAUCUGCCGGCUGUACAAUCCAUGGAUUGGUUAUUCAAAAAGGAACGCAUUUAUUUAUUAGCACAAUUUUGGCAACAGAGAGCAACUCUAGCAGAAAAAGAAGUGAACACAUUAAAGGAACAACUAUCAUCGAACACAACAACUCCAAUAAAUUCGUCAACGCCAAAAACGCCAACACUAACAAACGGCAUACCGCCACCCCUAUCAUCGCCAAUAUCGGCCGAUGAUUGUAGCGUACAUAGUUUAAGUAGUAAAUCGAUAAACAAUAAUAAAAUAGACGAAAUAAAUGAAAAUAAAAUGGAGCACAGUAACAGUACGCCCGAUCAGCACAAUAACAAUAGCAGAGGAUCGCCGAAUGUUAUGGAAAAUCAAAAGGAUGCGAGUGGCGGAGAUUUGGCAUGCAAUAAUAAUAAUGGCAGUACGAGAACGUCGAUGAGCAACGAUUGUUCGACAAAGGACAAAGAGAUUUUGGCGUUAGUGGAAGAAAUAUCAAGACUGAGAAGUGCGUUAACUGUAUUACAGGAAUCACACAAUACACAAAUUCAACGGCUCGAGGAGCGGCUAGAUGCUAAACAACAACAUAUUAAUCGACUGGAAAGUCGUUUAGAUAAACAGUCUGAUUAUGAUGAUGUGAAGAAGGAGAAUAGUGCACUUCGACUGGUCGAUGUCUCAACCGAUUCUAAUAAGUUUCAAGAACUACUUCUGGAACGAACGAAAGCAUUGGCGGCACAAACAGAAGCUUUGAAGUCAUCGUCACAUUCUGAUGGAUCUCCUUCGGCCGUAGCGACACCACUCCAUCACCAAAGCAAUCAUCCACUCUCUUCUCCCUCAACACCAAUUCACACACCAGCAUCGACACCAGUGUCUGGUGCUAGUUCCGUGAAUAAUCAUCACAAUCAAACCAACACUACCACUCCAUCUGCCCAAUCCACAUUGCUUCCGCCAUCGCUUCAAAAUGUCGAAGCAUUCGGUUCAUUUCUGGGCGAAGAAAUUGUGAGCAAUUGGCGUCGUGGUCUAGAAUUACCACCACCACCACCCGGCAUUGCCACACUUCGUUCGUCCAUGCAAUCCAUGCAACUAAAUCAUCAAAUUACUUCACCCACUGCAGAUGAUCAUCUGAGCCAUCGUCACGACGAUAAAAGCAGUCAUCACGAUGCCUCGUCGACAGCCAGUACACCCGUUUUACAAGACUCACGAUCCGACGAACAUCUAAACGGUGGUAUAACGCCGAUGUCAUUGCCGCGAUCGAAAAGUCCAGAAGACAACAACAAUCACUUGGGUGCUUUACCGCACGGUCCAGCUGGUUUUCCAUUAGGACUUCCAUUUCAAUUCCAAGAUCGCCCGCCACAUUUUCGUUUCGCUGAAGAUCUUCAAAUGCCUCCCGGUUCGAUGGCUGGCCGUUUGGGUGAUUCGCUCAUACCGAAAGGCGAUCCAAUGGAAGCGAAACUGCAGGAAAUGUUGCGCUACAACAUGGACAAAUAUGCCAAUCAAAAUUUAGAUACAUUGCACAUAUCUCGUCGCGUACGUGAACUAUUAUCCGUACACAACAUUGGACAGCGUCUGUUUGCCAAAUAUGUACUGGGCUUAUCCCAAGGUACCGUCUCUGAAUUGCUGUCCAAACCAAAGCCAUGGGACAAGUUAACGGAAAAAGGACGUGACAGCUAUCGAAAGAUGCACGCCUGGGCAUGUGAUGAUAACGCCGUUCUAUUGCUGAAAUCGUUGAUACCAAAAAAAGACGCUCCAGAUUCCGGAAUGCCGUCAUUUGGUCGAUCCGAGGAUGGUAUGGCUGAUGAUCGCAUCGCUCAUAUUCUAUCGGAAGCUUCAAGCAUGAUCAAACCAUCGCCGCAACAGCAACAUCAUUUAAGCCAGCAGCAACAGCAACAUUUACAACAACAACACCAUAUGCUCAAACAACAUGAUGAUUCAAUGAACAGUAACGAUGAUUCCAAAUCGCCACCGAAUCAGUGUACAUCGCCGUUUUCGCGCGACUCACAAAAUCGCCGGCUGAAAAAGUACGACAACGAUGACAUACCUCACGACAAGGUUACGCGAAUCUAUCAAGAGGAAUUGGCUAAGCUGAUGGGCCGUGGUUCGAGAGAUUCAUUUCCAAGUAUUCUCUUUCCACAUUUUUUUAGUGGUGGGAUGCCACCAACAUCCCAAAUGCCUGACGAUAACAUUCGGAUGGCACUCGAAGCAUAUCACCGUGAAUUAGCCAAAUUGCAACAAAGUGGCGGUAACAUACCAAAUUUUCCAAAUUUACCGGGAUUAUUGGCUUUGCAACAGCAGGCACUGAAUGGGGCUCAAGAUCUAUCGGUGAAAAAGGAACAAACCAAAAUGAAUGGUCAACCUCCGUCGAAUAUCGACGAAUUGAGUAAGGACAGUGAAGAUCCUCGACACUCAGGCAGUGCAUUUAGUCUAGUACGACCAAAACAAGAACCGGGCACAACGCCUACAACGACGGCGUCGUCAGCCGCUCCAAGUCCAUUGGGAAACUCAAUUCUUCCGCCCGCAAUGACUCCAACUGAUGAUUUCUCUUCAGCCGCAAGUCCAUUGCAGCGAAUGGCUUCGAUUACAAAUUCCCUAAUAUCACAAUCACCAGUCUCGAGUCAUCACAAUAGUCCACAGCGGCCGUUGAAGGCUGUUCUACCACCAAUUACCCAACAACAAUUCGACAUGUUCAACAAUUUGAACACCGAAGACAUUGUACGACGUGUCAAAGAAGCACUGUCUCAAUACUCAAUAAGCCAGAGGUUGUUCGGUGAGUCAGUGCUUGGACUGUCUCAAGGUUCGGUUAGUGAUUUAUUGGCAAGACCGAAGCCAUGGCAUAUGCUCACACAGAAAGGACGUGAACCAUUCAUUCGAAUGAAAAUGUUUUUGGAAGACGACAAUGCCGUUCAUAAGUUAGUCGCCAGUCAAUACAAAAUCGCCCCAGAAAAACUAAUGCGAACUGGUAAUUACAGUGGCACACCGCAACUACCACAAGGUAUAAAGCAAAUGCCCCCCAUGCAGAAGAUGAUGAACGAAAUGUCGAAGUUGCAACAAGAACAACAUUUGAUUCACAUGCAACAAAUGCAACAGCAAAUUGGAAAUAGCCAACAACAGGCGAUGCUACUAACGCCGCCUGGUAUGCCACCACAUCACCGAAUCAGUCUGCCUUCAGAAGAAAAGAAACCCAUGUCUAUGCCGACACACUCUCCGCAACAGCAACAACAGCAACACCAACAACAACAGCAACAACAAGCUCAACAACACCACCAUCAACAACAACAACAGGCAAAUGCAAUGAGAGGAAUGCAUCAACACAUGUCUCCGACAGUGUACGAAAUGGCAGCGCUAACCCAAGAUCUAGACACCCAAAUUAUUACCACAAAAAUCAAAGAGGCUCUACUGGCUAACAAUAUUGGCCAAAAGAUAUUCGGUGAAGCUGUUCUUGGUCUGUCUCAAGGCUCCGUUUCGGAACUUUUAUCGAAACCCAAACCGUGGCACAUGCUCAGCAUUAAGGGACGCGAACCAUUUAUUCGUAUGCAAUUAUGGUUGGCUGACGCAAACAAUGUUGAUCGUUUACAAGCACUGAAAAAUGAAAGACGUGAAGCCAACAAGCGACGUCGUUCAACUGGUCCUGGUGUGCAAGAUAACAGUUCUGACACAAGCAGCAACGAUACAUCCGAAUUUUACACAUCGAAUUCGCCUGGACCUGGUUCAGUAGGAUCGGCCGGCGCUCCUCCCAACAAAAAGCAACGAGUACUGUUCUCCGAAGAACAAAAGGAAGCCUUGCGGCUGGCGUUCGCCUUAGAUCCAUAUCCAAAUGUAGCAACAAUUGAAUUUUUAGCAACGGAAUUAGGAUUGUCCACGCGAACGAUAACAAAUUGGUUCCACAAUCAUCGAAUGCGUUUGAAGCAACAGGUACCACACGGUGGACCAGCCGAACCUGUUCCAUCCAGAGAAAAUCAAUCCGGCGCACCAUUCGAUCCGGUUCAAUUUAGAAUUCUGUUGAAUCAACGGUUAAUGGAACUGCAAAAAGAACGUAUGGGCUUGGCUGGCAUUCCAUUACCAUAUCCACCAUAUUUUGCCGCAAAUCCGAAUUUAGCCGCAUUGAUCGGCCGUGGCUUGUUACAGUCGAACGAAGCCGAUCUGUCUGCACUGAACAACGCAUUCAAAGAGCAAAUGAAUGGUUUGGAUCUGACAAUGAGCUCAUUGAAACGCGAACGUGAUGACGAUUUCGAUGAAAUGGAUGCUGACGGUGAUGACGAUCAUGUGUCCGAUGGUGAAGACGACGAUGGUGGCGACGGCGAUGCCAAAAGUGAUUCGAACAAAGAAGAUAUCUCAGCAUCACUAGCUGCCAUACAAGCCCGUACAAACCGACGCAAACCGGCCGCACCACAAUGGGUGAAUCCGGUAUGGCAUCAGGAUGAUAAGAAAUCUGCACCGAAACCGACACCAGCCGAAGAUGAAGUGAUUAUCAACGGUGUGUGUGUGAUGCAACAAGCUGCUGACUACAGUCGUAGUGAGGAGACGGUUCGCAUCGAACCGCAAGAUGUCCAAGAUCGAUUCGCCGGUGAUAAUGACGAUGAACGGAGUGACGAUGAAGAUCGAACGGACAAAGACGAUGAAGCGAUGAAGAACGAUAAAGUGGAGGAUAAGGAUGAUGCGGCUGCGGGUGAAUUGCAAACGAAUAUCAAAAGUGAAGAGGAUGAUGGGGAUGGUGAACGUUGGGACUAUUAAAGAGUGAGAAAUUGUGUGUUCAUUAGCUUAAAGAAUUAAAACAAAAAGAAGUAAAUGGAAGAGAGGUAGAAAGAAAAUCGAAAAUGUAUUAAGACGAUCAAAUCGCU
Molecule: messenger RNA, 5915 nt
Organism: Bradysia coprophila
Lineage: Eukaryota; Metazoa; Arthropoda; Insecta; Diptera; Sciaridae
Gene: ct
Product: homeobox protein, cut
Biological process (GO): regulation of transcription by RNA polymerase II
Cellular component (GO): nucleus
Molecular function (GO): RNA polymerase II transcription regulatory region sequence-specific DNA binding; DNA-binding transcription factor activity, RNA polymerase II-specific
Source: RefSeq, a predicted model, not a curated record